Messenger RNA from Ictalurus punctatus (channel catfish), 6674 nucleotides. RefSeq names its product phosphatidylinositol 4-kinase, catalytic, alpha a (gene pi4kaa). Bases 98 to 6547 code for a protein of 2149 amino acids. Gene Ontology annotation, cellular component: plasma membrane; cytoplasm. Lineage: Eukaryota; Metazoa; Chordata; Actinopteri; Siluriformes; Ictaluridae. Gene Ontology annotation, molecular function: 1-phosphatidylinositol 4-kinase activity. The record is from RefSeq and is a predicted model, not a curated record. The transcript has 56 exons. Gene Ontology annotation, biological process: phosphatidylinositol phosphate biosynthetic process; phosphatidylinositol-mediated signaling.
AGGUGUGGCCUCUCUUGCUUUCCGUACUGAUUGCCUCUCCGUCAUUGCUGCCAAGAGAUGCAUCGAUAUUAAAUUUUCCUACUUUUACCAACUAACGAUGGCUGCUAAAGGGGGAUCGAGGGGGUUUUAUUUUAACACUGUGUUGUCUUUAGCCCGGUCCUUGGCUGCUCAUCGCCCAGCUCCAAUUGACAAGGUCCAGAAGCUACAAUGCAUGUGUCCAGUGGAUUUCCGUGGCGUUUUCCAGCUAGACGAGAGGAGAAGAGAUGCUGUGAUAGCACUCGGUAUUUUCCUGGUGGAGUCUGAGCUGCAGCACAAAGAUACUAUUGUCCCGUACCUCCUGGGUUUGCUGAAAGGACUGCCGAGAGUGCAAUGGAUUGAAGAAAGCUCUGAGAGGAAGGGGAGAGAAACUCUCCCCGUCGCUGAGAACUUCUGCUUUUGCUUGGUAACUAUGCUUUCAGACGUCGCUCAGAGGGAUGAGACCUUACGAAUCCAGAUUCUGGAGGCUGUGAUGGACCUCAUGCAGGUCCUCCUCGAAAUAUGUCGCAACCCUGACGAUCAAGAUAAAGAAUACCUGUGUCGAUACACUCUGCCAUGUUUGCUGGGUGUGGUGCGAGCGUCGGGGCGGUACAGCAACACAGAUGAACCGCUGCUGUCCAAGCUGUUCCCACGGACCACAGCGCAGCCGGUGACUGCCUCGGACGAGCCGGAGUCAGUGAGGCGGCGCUCUUUCAACGACUUCCGCUCCAUCUUACCCAGCUCGCUGCUCACCGUGUGCCAGAGCGACACGCUGCGCCGCAAAACCAGCAGCGUCUCCAGCAUCUCCCAGCAGGCAAGUCCAGAACGUACAGGAUUGCCUCCAGGCUCUCCUGCUGACCCUUCCGCGCCUUACUUUGAAGGAUCAUACCUACCUGAUGGCAGUGCUGUAGACCCAGACUACUACUUUUCCACCAUCAGCUCCAGUUUCUCUGUGUCUCCGCUCUUCACUGGCAGCAGCACUAGAGGCUUCGAUGUCCCUUUGGACAUGCUGAGGCAUCUCCUUCAGAUGAUUGAACAGUUUGUCGCUGAGACGUUUUUAAAGAAGCUGGAUCAGAUCAUGGUGGAUGUUUUGGAGAGCAAUCCUGGUCAUCAUCUCUUCUACAAAACCUUCAGUGACCCUCUGUAUGUGGCUAUAUUUAAAAUGUUAAGGGACACACUAUACUAUAUGAAAGCCCUGCUAGUCCAUUUACACCAGCCUGCCCUGGAACAGAGAGAGACACAAGCAAGCACGAGUUUGAACCUGCAAACGUCCUUCGUGAAGGAAGUGCACGACUUUGUGCUGGAGCAGUUCAGCAGCAGCCAGUCAGAGCUGCAGCGCAUCCUGCAUGACGUGGAGUCCCUGCACAGCGAGCUGAGCCCGCUGAAGUUACGUUGCCAGGCCAAUGCCGCUUGCGUGGACCUCAUGGUGUGGGCCGUCACAGAGGAACAGGCUGCUGAGAAUCUUUGCACCAAACUGUCAGAGAAGCUACAGUCUAAGACAUCCAGUAAGGUCAUCAUCGCACACAUGCCUCUGCUCAUCUGCUGCCUGCAGGGUCUUGGGAGGCUGGGUGAGCGCUUCCCAGUGGUGGCUCACUCCGUCACCAUGUCUCUGAGAGACUUCCUGGUGGUGCCAUCGCCUGUUCUGGUCAAGCUGUACAAAUACCACAGCCAGUAUGCCAGUGGGGCCGGUGAGAUUAAGAUCCACGUGACCAACGAGCAUUCCCAGUCCACCUUCAGUGCUCACUCCAGUAAGAAAGGCCAGCCGUCCAUGUAUGAGCAGCUACGAGACAUCUCCAUAGACAACAUCUGCAGGUGCCUGAAAGCAGGACUGACCAUGGACUCGGUCAUUGUUGAGGCAUUUCUUGCUAUCCUGUCCAACCGUCUUUACAUCUCACAGGAAAACGACAAGGAUGCUCACCUUAUUCCGGAUCAUACCAUCCGGGCAUUGGGGCACAUCGCGGUGGCGUUGAGGGACCAGCCACGUGUAAUGGAACCCAUCCUGCAGAUCCUGCAGCAGAAGUUCUGUCAGCCGCCCUCCCAGCUCGAUGUGCUGAUCAUUGACCAGUUGGGCUGUAUGGUCAUCACUGGCAAUCAAUACAUAUACCAGGAGGUCUGGAACUUGUUUCAGCAAAUAAGUGUGAAAGCCAGCUCGAUGGUGUAUUCCACCAAAGACUACAAAGAUCAUGGAUACAGGCAUUGCUCCUUGGCCGUGAUUAAUGCUCUGGCUAACAUCGCAGCUAACCUUCAGGCUGAGCAGAAGGUGGACGAGUUACUUGUAAACCUGCUAGAGCUGUUUGUUCAGCUGGGCCUGGAGGGCAAGCGUGCCAGUGAGAGAGCCAGUGAAAAAGGCCCAGCACUUAAGGCUUCAAGCAGUGCUGGUAACUUAGGAGUGCUCAUUCCUGUCAUCGCAGUGCUCACCAGACGUUUACCACCGAUAAAGGAGGCUAAGCCCAGGCUGCAGAAGCUUUUCAGAGACUUCUGGCUCUAUUCAGUCGUCAUGGGCUUUGCAGUGGAGGGAUCAGGUUUAUGGCCAGAGGAAUGGUAUGAGGGUGUGUGUGAAAUUGCCACUAAAUCCCCUUUGCUGACAUUUCCUAGUGGAGAGCCUCUGCGCUCAGAACUGCAGUAUAACUCGGCUCUGAAGAAUGACACAGUCACUCCGGCUGAGUUGAAUGAUUUGCGAAGCACCAUCAUUAACUUACUGGAUCCUCCACCUGAAGUAGCAGCCCUUAUUAAUAAGCUGGACUUUGCCAUGUCUACCUACCUUCUAUCAGUCUACCGGCUGGAAUAUAUGAGAAUGCUGCGCGCCCUGGAUUCAGACCGUUUCCAGGUGAUGUUCCGUUAUUUUGAAGAUCGAGCCAUCCAGAAAGACAAGUCGGGGAUGAUGCAGUGUGUGAUUGUGGUUGGUGACAAGGUCUUUGAUGUCUUCCUUCAAAUGAUGGCAGACAAGCCCAAGACGAAGGCUCAUGAAGAGGAACUGGAGCGGCACGCUCAGUUCCUGCUGGUCAACUUUAAUCACAUCCAUAAACGGAUCAGGCGCGUGGCCGACAAAUACCUCUCAGGCCUGGCUGAAACCUUCCCUCACCUGUUAUGGAGCGGCCGUGUGUUGAAAACAAUGCUGGACAUUUUGCAGACACUGUCCCUUUCGCUCAGCGCUGACAUCCACAAAGAUCAGCCGUAUUAUGACAUCCCAGAUACUCCGUACCGCAUCACCGUUCCUGAUACUUACGAAGCCAGAGAGAGUAUUGUGAAAGACUUUGCUGCACGCUGCGGUGAGAUUCUGAAGGAAGCCAUGAAGUGGGCACCGUCCGUCACUAAAUCUCAUCUACAGGAGUACCUGAACAAGCACCAGAACUGGGUUUCAGGUCUGACUCAGCACACAGGACUUGCUAUGGCUACAGAGAGCAUCCUGCACUUUGCAGGCUACAACCGGCAGAGCACAGCUUUGGGGACCAAUCAGCUCACAGAGAGACCAGCAUGUGUUAAGAAAGAUUACUCCAACUUCAUGGCCUCGCUGAACCUGAGGAAUCGCUAUGCAGGAGAGGUGGCAGGGAUGCUCCACUUUUUAGAGGCGACACGCAGCACCUCAGACCUGAAUAAAAUGAUGCUCCGACAGCUGAACGAGGCUCUGGAAAGGCAGCAGCCAGAAGAAUUUACUGAGGCUAUGUUCAAAAUGGCAGCGCUCCUUAUCACCUCCAAAGACUGCGACCCGCAGCUCCUGCACCACCUGUGCUGGUCCCCACUGAAGAUGUUUACUGAGAAUGGCAUGGAGACAGCUAUAGCCUGCUGGGAAUGGCUUCUAGCAGCUAGGACUGGCGUGGAGGUCCCGUUUAUGCGUGAGAUGGCAGGUGCCUGGCAGAUGACGGUGGAGCAGAAGAUGGGGCUGUUCUCUGUGGCAGAAGUGGAAGCUGACCCACUGGCAGCGUCUGAGGAGAGCCAGCCCAAGCCCUGUGCCCCCAACGUCAUCCCCCAUUACGUCUGGAUCGAGUUCCUUGUCCAGCGCUUUGAAAUCGCAAAGUACUGCAGUGCGGACCAGGUGGAGAUUUUUGGCAGCUUGCUGCAGAGGUCGCUGUCUCUCAUGGUGGGAGGCCCGAAAAGCAGCCUGAACCGGCACGUGGCAGCUAUCGGACCUCGCUUCAGGUUGCUGACUCUCGGUCUUUCACUGCUUCAUUCUGAUGUGGUUAGCAACGCCACCAUCCGCAAUGUGCUUAGAGAGAAGAUCUACUCAACUGCCUUUGAUUACUUCAGCGUGGCAUCCAAAUUCCCCACUCAGGGGGACAAGCGUCUGCGGGAGGACAUCAGUGUCAUGAUCAAGUUCUAUGCCAGCAUCCUCUCAGACAAGAAGUACCUUGCCGCUAGUCAGCUUGUGCCACCGGGUGAGCCUGGCGCCAAUCCCCCUCAAAGCUCCCUAUCCGCCGGGAUUUUCGGAUCGCUUAUCGUUUCCAGCACUUCUCCGAUAUCGAUCUUAAACAAUCAAGACCCGUCGCUGAACAGCCUGUCGGUGAUGACUGCUGCCGACCCCAGGAACACCAUGGACAUGUCAGUAGGCACACGCCAACAGAGUGGCCAGGGCUGGAUCAACACCUACCCACUGUCCAGCGGAAUGUCCACUACUUCAAAGAAAUCUGGAAUAUCAAAGAAGAGUAAUAGAGGCACUCAGCUGCACAAGUACUACAUGAAGCGCAGAACACUACUACUGGCUUUACUGGCAAGUGAGAUUGAGCGUCUGACCACGUGGUACAACCCACUGUCUGCCCAGGAGCUGGCCAUCUUUACAGAACAGUCCGUAGAGACCAGUAUUGCUAAUUGGAGGUCCAAGUAUAUCACUCUGAGUGAGAAACAAUGGAAGGACAAUGUCAACCUGGCCUGGAGUAUCUCUCCCUACCUUGCCUUGCAUCUCCCAUCCAGGUUCAAAAACACAGAGGCCAUUGUUGCUGAAGUGACCCGGCUGGUUCGGCUGGACCCUGGCGCUGUCAGCGAUGUCCCAGAGGCAGUUAAGUUCCUGGUGACAUGGCACACCAUUGAUGCUGACUCGCCCGAACUGAGCCACAUCCUGUGUUGGGCCCCUGCUGACCCCCCAACUGGCCUGUCGUAUUUCUCCAGCAUGUACCCUCCUCACCCCCUUACCGCCCAGUACGGAGUCAAAGUGCUGCGCUCUUUCCCUCCAGAUGCAAUUCUGUUCUACAUUCCACAAAUUGUGCAAGCACUCCGGUAUGACAAGAUGGGGUAUGUGCGCGAAUACAUACUGUGGGCUGCACAGAAAUCCCAGCUGCUUGCACAUCAGUUCAUUUGGAACAUGAAGACCAACAUCUACCUGGAUGAGGAGGGUCACCAGAAAGACCCGGACAUUGGAGAGCUGCUGGAACAGAUGAUGGAGGAGAUCACAAGCUCUCUGUCUGGCCCAGCUAAAGACUUCUACCAGCGCGAGUUUGACUUCUUCAACAAGAUCACCAAUGUCUCUGCCAUUAUUAAGCCGGUUCCUAAAGGCGAGGAGAGGAAAAGAGCUUGCCUCAAAGCCUUGUCUGAUAUCAAAGUUCAGCCAGGCUGCUACUUACCAAGCAAUCCUGAAGCCAUUGUUCUGGAUAUUGACUAUGAGUCAGGAACUCCCAUGCAGAGUGCUGCCAAAGCUCCUUAUCUGGCAAAGUUCAAAGUCAAGCGAUGUGGAGUGAGUGAGCUUGAGAAAGAAGGUCUGCGAUCCCUCAGCGAUUCUGUAGAUGACGGCGAAGAAAACUCUGAAGCCGCUCAGAAGGUCUGCUGGCAAGCGGCCAUUUUUAAAGUAGGAGACGACUGCAGGCAGGACAUGCUGGCACUACAGAUCAUUGGGCUCUUUAAGAACAUAUUCGAGCUAGUGGGGCUCGACCUGUUUGUGUUCCCAUACAGGGUUGUUGCUACGGCCCCUGGAUGUGGUGUAAUUGAGUGUAUCCCGGACUGUAAGUCUCGUGAUCAGCUGGGCAGGCAGACCGACUUCGGCAUGUAUGACUACUUUAGAAACAAGUAUGGCGACGAGUCCACUCUGGCUUUCCAGAAGGCGCGAUAUAAUUUCAUCCGCAGCAUGGCUGCCUACAGCCUGCUCCUCUUCCUGCUGCAGAUCAAAGACCGGCACAACGGAAACAUCAUGCUGGACAGCAAGGGCCAUCUGAUUCACAUCGAUUUUGGCUUUAUGUUCGAGAGCUCUCCGGGUGGAAACCUGGGCUGGGAGCCGGACAUCAAGCUGACCGACGAGAUGGUGAUGAUCAUGGGGGGCAAAAUGGAGGCCACUCCGUUUAAGUGGUUCAUGGAGAUGUGCGUGCGUGGAUAUCUUGCUGUAAGGCCAUAUAUGGAUUCUGUGGUGUCAUUGGUGACCUUGAUGCUGGAUACUGGCCUUCCAUGCUUCAGAGGACAGACCAUAAAACUGCUCAAACAAAGGUUCAAUCCAAACAUGAGUGAAAAGGAUGCUGCGGCAUUUAUGAUUAAAGUCAUCGAGCGUUGCUUCCUCAGCAGCAGGAGUAAAACCUAUGACAUGCUACAGUAUUACCAAAACCAGAUCCCAUACUGAUGUCACUACACUUCAUCCUCCUUCAGUCCAUAAUUAUGUAUGCCUCUUAGCUGUCCCCCUUUCUCUGGCAUCAGUGGCCAUAUCAGACAAAAUGUCCAUAUAUAUAUAUAUAUAUAUAUAUAUAUAU